ACAAGCUCUGAUCAGCACCUUAACGGAGUCUUUUCCUAGUCUUUCUUACCUCUAAUUCCAUUCUACGUCAUGGCAUCUGUCUCUAGUUUCUCAUAUGCUCUAGUCUUCUUCUUGUUCUUCUUCUUUGCUGCAAUAACCUCAGCUCAGCUAUCAUCGACAUUCUAUGACACUUCAUGCCCCAAUGCUUUGUCUACCAUCCAGAGUGCUGUCAAGGCCGCUGUUGCCAAGGAGGCUCGCAUGGGGGCGUCGUUGCUCCGACUCCAUUUCCACGAUUGCUUUGUUCAAGGCUGCGACGGUUCCGUGCUAUUGGAUGACACUUCCACGUUCACAGGGGAAAAGACGGCAAAGCCCAACAUCAACUCCAUUAGAGGUUUUGAUGUGAUCGACACCAUCAAAUCCCAGGUCGAAGCUGUCUGCAACCAAACCGUGUCGUGUGCCGACAUCCUGGCUGUAGCUGCUCGUGAUUCAGUCGUUGCGUUAGGUGGCCCUUCAUGGACCGUGCUAUUAGGAAGGAGAGACUCCACGACAGCAAGCCUGAGCUUAGCCAACAGUGACAUCCCUCCCCCAACCUCGGAUCUCAGCGCCCUCAUCUCAGCCUUCUCCAAGAAGGGCCUCAGCACCUCCGACAUGGUAGCUCUCUCAGGUAGUCACACAAUUGGCCAGGCGAGGUGCACGAGCUUCCGGGCUCGGAUCUACAACGAGACCAACAUAGACUCCUCCUACGCCACCUCGCUCCAGUCCAACUGCCCGGUCUCUGGCGGCGACAACAACCUCUCACCCCUCGACGUCUCCACGCCGACCACCUUUGAUAACUUCUACUACAGAAAUCUUGUGAACAAGAAGGGGCUCUUGCACUCGGAUCAGCAGCUCUAUAAUGGAGGUUCCACCGACUCCCAAGUGAGCUCCUACAACACCAACUCUGCCACGUUCUUCAGCGACUUCGCCGCUGCCAUGGUGAAGAUGGGGAACAUCAGUCCUCUCACAGGUUCCAGUGGGGAGAUAAGGAUCAACUGUAGGAAAACUAAUUAAGAAAUGUGCACUGAUUUGUUCUCUCUCUUUCUCUUUUUACUUGGUUAAUAAUAGUGCACGUCCCUUAUGUUCUUUAGCAAUUAUAUGAACUCAUUUUAUAAAAAGAAUAUAAAGGAAUGCAGACGUAGAAAUUACUUGA
This is a messenger RNA of Elaeis guineensis (African oil palm), 1168 nucleotides long. RefSeq names its product cationic peroxidase 1. Gene Ontology annotation, molecular function: heme binding; peroxidase activity. The record is from RefSeq and is a predicted model, not a curated record. NCBI's taxonomy places the organism in Eukaryota, Viridiplantae, Streptophyta, Magnoliopsida, Arecales, Arecaceae. Gene Ontology annotation, biological process: response to oxidative stress; hydrogen peroxide catabolic process.